AUGUAUGUGAAAUGGUUUGAUACUGUAAUGUUUUACUAUGUGAUUUUAGUGUAUUUAGUGAAUGUCACUUUUUGACAUUUUUAAAUUUCCCCCCCGGUUACAUCCCCCAGUACGUCCCGACGUCGCAGGGAAUGGAACCCGGAAGACAGAUGCCGACAUCGGCCGGAGGAGAUGGCCGGGGAUGCUGCAGGGGGGACAUCGCGGGAGCGAAGGACAAGGAAGGUGCAGAAGGGAUCCCGGAGCAACGCUGCAGUGUAUUCCCGAGUGCAGCUCGAGGUUACCGCUUGUAGUGCUGAAACUUUACCCCGAGCUACACUCAGGAAUACCUCCAGGGAGCUUAAUGCAUUCUCUGCAUUAA
Messenger RNA from Staurois parvus, 358 nucleotides. Lineage: Eukaryota; Metazoa; Chordata; Amphibia; Anura; Ranidae. The record is from the annotation of a GenBank genome assembly.